This is a messenger RNA of Closterium sp. Yama58-4, 5082 nucleotides long. Lineage: Eukaryota; Viridiplantae; Streptophyta; Zygnematophyceae; Desmidiales; Closteriaceae. The record is from the annotation of a GenBank genome assembly.
AUGCCUCCGAAAGGAGGCGGAGGGGGCAGGGGGAGGGGAAGAGCCGCAGCGGGUGGCGGAAGAGGGGGAAGAGGCGGACGCGGGGGGGGUCGAGUGGCGCAAGGGAAAGCGCCGGGGGUUACUGGAAAGCAGUCAGUUCCUGCUCCCAGCGGAACAGGCGGAAAGACAGACGCAUCUAAGAGAGUUGGAGUUGGAGCUUCUUUGGGUGUCUCCUCUGCUGGGGCUAUGAGGGUGGAGGGAGGUGGGACUGCCAAGCCGGUGACGCUCAUUGGCGGCGGUUUGGGGAAGAACGCGUUUGAACGAGCCACGGAGGUUCGGUUGAGUCCAGAGGCUGAAGAGCAGCUCCGAAAGCUGGUUGUUAAGGCAUACGAUACCAAGAAAGGUGCGAACGGCAGCAGCGCCAUGGAUGCUUCUCCUGCGUCCUCAUCUGAUUCCACAGGCAGCCCUGCUGGUCCUAUGACACUACUUGAAGAAAAGAAUGCCAACAGGCGCAUAUUAUCCGCAUACGAAACACUCUCUAGAGAGGGAUUUACUGUAGAGCAGGUUUGGGCUGAUGCGAGGGAGAGAAGACGCAGAAAGGAGCUCAGAAAAAAGGCCCCUGCAGAGCAGCGCGUGCAGUCAUUGGCGGCUGAUUUGGGGAGGGCUAAGGGUGAGGCGGCGAGGGCGAAAGGGAGCAUGGACAAGGGCAGGCAGGCAGAGGCAGGGCUGGUGAUCCGCGAGAUCAAGGAGGAGGCUGCAGCAUAUGGUUUUUCUGAAUCCAUGCUCGAAGAGGCUAACCAGCAGCAGCAGCGGGUUGCUGCAGGGGAGGAUGAGGAGAACGAGGAAGAAGAGGGAGGGUUUGGGCUGUUUGGCGGAGAGGAGGAGGAGGAGGUGGAUGCGCCAUUGGAAAGGGGAGGGAAAGCAGCAAGUGGAGAAGGGGAAAGGGCAGCAGCAGGGGUAGGAGCAGCAGGAAAGGCAGCAGAAAAGGAGGCAGAAGAGGAGGAUAUGGGAUUGGACGGCAUGUGUCUCUUUGAUGAUGAGAGUGACGGGGGAGGAGGGGGGCAAGGGGGAAAGGGCGCAGCAGCAUUGCCUGAGUCUGUGCUGGCACUGCAGAGAAAGACUGCGAGGGAGAGAGCAUGGCAGCAGCAGCAGCAACAGCAGAUGUUGGCAGGUGGUAGUGGGGGAGGGAAGGCUGGAGGGAAGGAAAAGAAAGGCAAGGAUGCUGCUGCUGCGGACAUGCAACGGCAGCCCAAGGCUCUGCUGCAGCAGCACUGCCUUAAAGCCCUCUGGCCCGCUCCCAAGUACACAAAGCUCCCAGGAAGCAGCGGCUCAGGGAAGUUUAGCUACUCGGUGACUGUGGUUCCGGCAGCAGAGGAUGGGUUUGAGAGUUUGUCAGAGGCUCAGAACGCAGUGGCGCUUCUGGCGCUGCAUGCGCUGCUGCCGCACAUGCCACUGCACCAUCAGCUGGUGUCUCCGUAUCGAGAGCAAUGGCUGGAGCUGGCAGAGAAAGCAGAUGCUGCAGAGACGAGCAGCAGCAGUGCAGCCGCAGCUGCAGAGGCAGCAGCGAGGCACCAAGUCAAGUUCGCUGCAGCACUCGUGGAUAAAGAGAUUAAGGCCAGGGAGACUGCUGCUGCUGCUGCUGCUGCUGCUGGUACUGGUUCUGCCGCUGGUGCUGCCAUUGGUGCUGGUGAUGCUGAGGAGAACCUGUUCAGGGGUUCAGAAGAAGAGAAGGCGACGGGUGGAGGGCAAAAGAAGCAGAAAAUCCCUUUCCUUGGCCAAGAGGAAGGCCCUGCUGUGGUGCGCAGGAGGGAGGCUCAGAGCCGGGAGCUGCAGCAGCGGUGGCGCCAGUGGCAGGCCCUGGCAGUUGGAGGGGCAGGAGGAUCAGGAGGAGCAGGAGGAACAGGAGGGACAGGAGGAACAGGAGGAACAGGAGGGACAGGAGGAACAGGAGGAACAGGAGGGACAGGAGGAACAGGGGGGGCCAACAGAGAGACAAUGGAAUUGAGUGAGAGGAGGGCGAUGCAGGAGAUGAAGAGGAAGCGGGGAGAGUUACCGAUGGCAGCAGUGAGGGGGGAACUGCUGCAGGCGUUGAGGAAGGGGGAUGUGGUGGUGGUGAGUGGGGAGACCGGGUCAGGCAAGACCACUCAGGUGCCGCAGUAUAUCUUUGAGGACGCGGAAGCUUCCGGGGAGGCGGGGUUCUGCAACAUCGUAUGCACGCAGCCACGACGAAUUGCUGCCAUAUCUGUGGCAGAGCGAGUGGCAGCAGAGCGGUGCGAGCCACCCGUAGGGAGUGGAGGCAAGGGAGGUGGUGGCGGUGCUGCAGGCGUGGUUGGUUACCACGUGCGGCUGGACGCUGUCAAGACAUGGUACACACGCAUCCUCUUCUGCACCACGGGCAUUCUCCUAAGGAGGCUUGUUGGUGACCCUCUGCUGUCUGACGUCACUCAUGUGGUGGUAGACGAGGUGCAUGAGCGCUCCAUCCAGGGCGACUUCCUCCUCGUCAUCCUCAGAGACCUGCUGGCCCGAAGACAGCAGAUGAGGCACCAGAUGCCGCACCUCCCUGUGUUCAAGCUUGUGCUCAUGUCAGCCACUCUGGACGCUUCUCUCCUUGCCUCCUACUUCUCCUACUGCCCAGUCAUUCAAGCGCAGGGCCGCACCUUCCCCGUGGAGAUGAAGUAUCUAGAAGACGUGUAUGAGAGCACGGGGUACAAGCUUUCCUCGGACUCGCCUGCUGCUCUGAGAUCCGAAUCCUCUCAGUCCCGCGCCAAGGGUUCCAAGGUAGCAGCAGGAGGCGGUAGCAAGACCAAGCAGAAACUGCUGAAGGCAGGAUGGGGCGAUGAUGCUUCCCUGCAGGCUGAGACAGUGAAUCCUGAUUACGAUGCCUCUCGGUACAGCAACUACAGCGACAGAACCCGAACCAAUCUGCGGCGGCUGGAUGAGGGGACGAUUGACUACGAGUUACUGGAGGACGUGGUUGCUCACAUCGACUCCACAUGCGGCCCAGGAGCCAUCCUCGUCUUCCUGCCUGGAAUGGGCGAGAUCCAGUAUCUGUGGGACAGGCUGGCAGCGUCAAGGCAGUUUGGAGCGCCGGGGAAGGUGGAGUGGCUGCUGCCGCUGCACUCGUCUGUCUCUGCUGCUGAGCAGCGGCAAGCCUUCAACAGCCCCCCUAGUGGCGUGCGCAAGGUGGUCCUAGCGACCAACAUAGCAGAGACGAGUAUCACCAUUGACGAUGUGGUGUAUGUGGUGGAUGUGGGGAAGCAAAAGGAGACGCAGUUUGAUGCCAGGAGGGGCAUGACCAGUCUGGUAGAAGCAUGGGUGGCGAAGGCGAACGUGAGGCAGAGGGCAGGCAGGGCGGGGCGAGUGCAGGCAGGGCGGUACUUUGCUCUCUUCACCCGCCACCGCUUUGAAACCAUCAUGCGACCCUUCCAGCAACCGGAGAUUCAGCGAGUGCCGCUGGUGGAGCUGUGCUUGCAGAUUAAACUUUUGGACCUUGACACUCCAGCGCAGUUCCUCAGCAAGCUCUUCCCUACCCACCACCCGUGCUUGCAGGCCAUCGAGCCACCAAAGGAGGAGGCAGUGAGGAGUGCGAUGAAUACUCUGAGGGAGGUGGGGGCGGUGGACGAGAGGGAGGAGCUCACUGCACUUGGCACUCACCUUGCUGCCCUGCCUGUUGACGUGCGCAUUGGCAAGAUGAUGAUUUACGGGGCGGUCAUGGGGUGUCUCAGCACAGCGCUCACCAUCGCUGCCUGUCUCAGCUACCGCUCCCCGUUCUCUUCCUCCUUCCACGAUCGCAAAGCAGCCGCCCGGGCAAGGCAAGCACUUGUGGCCAAAGCUCGAGAAGCCGACCCAGAUGCAACCUCCCGUGAAGCAGGAGGCAAGCAAGGAGAGAAGGAGAGCUGGGAUGAUGACGACAGUGAGGAUGAGGACGAGGAGGAUGAAGGGUGGGAGUCUCAGGCAGAAAAGGAGUCAGCAGGGGGAAAGGAGGGAAAGGAGCGGGGGAGCAGGGGGGAAGGGAGAGGGAGGAGCGAGGGUGAGUGGGGACGACAGGGCGUGGAACAUGGCGCGGGGGCAACAGUCGGACCAUCUGGCAAUGGCCUCGGCCUACAAUGGCUGGGUGUUGGCUCUACAGGGCGUGGAACAUGGCGCAGGGGCAGCAGUCCGACCGUCUCGCUAUGGCCUCAGCGUUCAAUGGCUGAGUGCUGGCUCUGCAGGUGGGUGGCGAUUCCUGAGUCGCCUCAAAGUCGUCUCAUUCUGCACGGCCUUGAGACAAACAUGGCACGGGGGCAGGAAUCUGACCAUCUCGCGAUGGCCUCGGCGUUCAACGGCAGGGCGCUGGCACACCAGAGGGGCAGCAGGGCAGCGAGGGAGUUUUGUCAGAAGCAUCACCUCAGCAUCCCUGCUCUGCUCAUGCUGCGAGACAUGAGGGUCCAGUUUGCUCGCCUGCUCAUGGAUAUCGGCUUUUUAAGGCAGCCCAGCAAGGCACCUGGGUCCAAUGGCGGCCCUGCGAGCAGGGGAUUCGAUUGGCUGGAUGAAUCCACUCAACCCUGGAACCAAUGCUCUAUGAGCGCUCCUGCCGUGAAGGCUGUUCUAUGUGCAGGCCUCUACCCCAACGUUGCAAUGAUGGCACGUGACUCUAUCGAAGCCAGGCACUGUUCACAUGCGUCAGACCUCGCCCACGUGGCAGGGGCGUCCGGGCGGCCGCGGUGGGUCACUGCGACAGGAGCUGAGGUGGCAAUUCACCCCUCUUCUGUCAACGAGGCUGCCUCGGUCUUCCGUGCUCCCUUCCUCGUCUUUCAUGAAAAGGUCAAGACAUCUCGCGUGUACAUUCGUGACUGCACAGUUGUUUCUCCAGCAGCCAUCCUUCUUUUUGGAGGUCCAAUCACAGUCCACCAUCAGAGAGCGCGAGUGUCAGUGGAUGGUUGGUUGGAUCUUGUUGCUCCAGCUCAGACAGCUGUUCUUUUCAAGGCCAUUCGAGGGUCGUUUGACACUAUCCUUCGCCGACAUAUCCUUCAGUCGCAGAAUGUUGAAGAUGAAGAUGGUUCUAGCCAAGUGAUAUCUACUGUUGUCAAAAUUCUUGCAGAUGCUGAAUACUUGCAAGGAUAG